AUGCCGACCACGGCGACAUGGGAUACCGGCGUCGUUGAUGCUAUUGAGCUGAAGAUGCGCCAGGACCUCGGCAAGAGUGACUCGUGGCGGAGAGAUAAGACAUCUCGCAUAACACACUCCCAUCGUUUGCAAACAUUUGGCCGGCACUCACGCCCUCACUUGAGAGCAUUCCAGGGAGGACAAUCCGAUGCUCUGGUCAACCAGGUGAACAAACUGUUGCUGGAGAUGGGUCUCAUGGGACACCGUCAGAUCCCUGAGACGAUGACCGUCAAGACAAUGGUGCCGUUAAGCGCCGAGAUUGUUCCGGGUCCCACCCGCCCGGGCUUUCCGAGCAUAGUCAUGUCCGCCCCAAACAACAACACCCUCUGCGCGGCGAACAACAUCGUGUGGGCAAUCCGGGCAGAUGACCUAGCAUUCAACCCCGCCUUCAAUCUCCAGGCCGGUGACGAUAGCAACGACCCAAUCGAGCCUCCGCCACAGGAGACCUCUGCAAUCUACUCAGCUCUCGCGGUCUCCACAUGGAAUGCCGGUCUAUCACCGUCGCCGCCGCUCCUCAUCAGCCUCAGCAUCCCGUCUUCAACUCCCCAGUUUCCCGACUUCUUGACUUCACGGUUUUCUUCUCCUCUGCAGCUCGCAAACCCAUCGGCCAGUCUCGUGGGCAAUAGCACCAUAGUCUCUGGGCUCAGCAAUCCACCUCCACCUUAA
Colletotrichum abscissum is the source of this 705-nucleotide messenger RNA. RefSeq lists its product as uncharacterized. Lineage: Eukaryota; Fungi; Ascomycota; Sordariomycetes; Glomerellales; Glomerellaceae. The transcript is spliced from 3 exons. The coding region runs from base 1 to 705 and encodes 234 amino acids. The record is from RefSeq and is a predicted model, not a curated record.